Molecule: messenger RNA, 3987 nt
Organism: Hyla sarda
Lineage: Eukaryota; Metazoa; Chordata; Amphibia; Anura; Hylidae
Gene: ATP2C1
Product: ATPase secretory pathway Ca2+ transporting 1
Exons: 27
Coding region: 261-3152 (963 amino acids)
Biological process (GO): calcium ion transmembrane transport; manganese ion transport; intracellular calcium ion homeostasis
Cellular component (GO): Golgi membrane; endoplasmic reticulum; plasma membrane
Molecular function (GO): ATP binding; ATP hydrolysis activity; P-type calcium transporter activity
Source: RefSeq, a predicted model, not a curated record
GGAAGUGUAUUGCUGAUCUGCCGUGUAUUGCCCAACAGCUUCCGGUGCGGUCGGUAGUUAGCCGGUAAGCCGGGCACAGUUACCUCAGGUACGUGAGUGGAUCUUGUGACACAUGACGGGGCUUGAGCUGCUCAUGGACUAACGCGCAGUGUGACCUCUCAGGUGACUCCCCGCAGUCCCCAAGUCUUCCGGUCCUGAAUGUGGUGCGGAGCCCGGUCACGGCUGGGGGAGACCCCUGGACACUGCUAGGUGGAGGGGCUAUGUCGUCUGCUUCAGAGGCGGGAGCGGCGGUAGCGGUGGACAGGUGUGUGAACCCGGGCUGGAACAGAAGUGACGAGUCGUCUGCUGCUCCCCGAGGAGGAAGCACCGUGCUGCCCGGCGGCGGCUCAGCUGUCACGGUAUCAUCCUUUCAUGAUCCUUUGACCACUGAAAAUGUUACAAUGAUUCCUGUAUUGAAUUCAAAGCGGGCAAGUGAGUUGCCAGUCAGCGAAGUUGCCUGGAUUCUUAAGGCUGAUCUCCAGAGUGGGUUAUCGAAUUCUGAAGUCUGUCACAGGCGAGCCUCCCAUGGAUGGAAUGAGUUUGAAAUCGGUGAAGAUGAGCCAUUAUGGAAAAAAUAUAUUGCACAGUUUAAGAACCCGCUCCUUAUGCUCCUGCUGGCCUCUGCUGUCAUCAGUAUCUUAAUGCAUCAGUUUGAUGAUGCUGUCAGUAUCACAGUGGCAAUACUAAUAGUUGUCACCGUUGCAUUUGUUCAGGAGUAUCGGUCAGAGAAAUCACUGGAAGAACUGAGCAAGCUAGUACCACCAGAAUGUCACUGCAUCCGAGAAGGAAGGCUGGAACACACACUCGCCAGGGAUUUGGUGCCUGGAGAUACAGUUUGUCUAUCAGUUGGAGACAGAGUUCCUGCAGACUUGCGGUUGUUUGAGGCUAUGGAUCUAUCUGUGGAUGAAUCCAGUUUAACAGGAGAGACUUCUCCAAGCUCCAAAUCCACAACCCCUCAACCAGCUGCCACUAAUGGAGACCUCACAUCCAGAAGCAACAUCGCCUUCAUGGGGACACUUGUUAGAUGUGGCAAAGCAAAGGGUAUUGUCAUUGGAACUGGUGAAAACUCUGAAUUUGGAGAAGUUUUUAAGAUGAUGCAAGCUGAAGAGGCACCUAAAACACCACUUCAAAAAAGCAUGGAUAUUUUGGGAAAGCAGCUCUCCUUGUACUCAUUUGGUAUUAUAGGUAUCAUCAUGCUGGUGGGGUGGUUACAAGGGAAACACAUACUUGACAUGUUCACUAUUGGUGUAAGUCUUGCCGUGGCAGCUAUCCCUGAAGGUCUUCCUAUUGUUGUAACUGUAACACUGGCACUUGGCGUGAUGAGAAUGGUGAAGAAAAGAGCUAUUGUAAAGAAAUUACCCAUCGUGGAAACCCUCGGCUGCUGUAAUGUUAUCUGUUCUGAUAAAACUGGGACACUAACCAAAAAUGAGAUGACUGUGACACACAUAUUUACUUCAGAUGGAAUUCACGCAGAGGUUUCUGGUGUUGGCUAUAAUCGUUUUGGUGAAGUGACAGUCGAUGGCGACAUUAUUCAUGGCUUCUGCAACUUAUCAAUAAGCAGAGUGGUGGAAGCAGGAUGUGUUUGCAAUGACGCAGAAAUCAGAAAUAACACCUUAAUGGGCAAGCCGACCGAAGGGGCUUUAAUAGCUCUUUCUAUGAAGAUGGGUCUUGAGGGGCUCCGGCAUGACUAUAUGCGGAAGACAGAAUAUCCGUUCAGCUCAGAACAGAAGUGGAUGGCUGUAAAGUGUGUGCACAGAACUCAGCAGGAUAAACCAGAGAUUUGCUUUAUGAAAGGUGCAUAUGAGCAAGUUAUCCGAUACUGCACAACAUAUACCAGCAAAGGCCACAAUUUACCUCUUACUCAGCAACAAAAAGAGCUAUACCAUCAGGAGACAGCUUACAUGGGCACAGCAGGUCUUCGAGUUAUUGCUCUGGCAUCUGGUCCAGAGUUGGGGCAGCUUACAUUUUUGGGCUUGGUGGGAAUCAUCGACCCUCCUAGGACAGGGGUGAAGGAAGCGAUCACUACUCUUAUCCGUUCUGGUGUCGCAAUUAAAAUGAUCACUGGAGAUUCACAAGAAACGGCCGUGGCUAUUGCUAGUCGUCUUGGCUUCUAUUCCAAUGGCACACAGUCCCUUUCUGGAGAGGAGGUGGAUACAAUGGACAUUCAGAAUCUCUCCCAGAUGGUACCAAAGGUUUCUGUGUUUUACCGAGCCAGCCCAAGGCACAAAUUAAAAAUUGUGAAGAGCUUGCAGAACAUUGGGGCAGUCGUUGCUAUGACCGGAGAUGGCGUGAAUGACGCAGUGGCUUUGAAAGCUGCCGACAUUGGGGUUGCUAUGGGCAAAACGGGAACAGAUGUUUGUAAAGAGGCAGCAGACAUGAUCCUGGUGGAGGAUGAUUUUCAUACAAUUAUGUCAGCGAUUGAAGAGGGGAAAGGAAUCUACAACAACAUAAAAAAUUUUGUUCGCUUCCAGCUUAGCACGAGCAUUGCAGCAUUGACCUUAAUAUCCCUUGCUACAUUAAUGAACUUCCCAAACCCUUUAAAUGCCAUGCAGAUUUUGUGGAUCAAUAUAAUCAUGGAUGGCCCUCCAGCUCAAAGCCUUGGAGUGGAGCCAGUGGACAAAGAUGUUAUACGAAAGCCUCCAAGAAACCUAAAGGAUAGCAUUCUCACCAAAAACUUAAUUAUCAAAAUUCUUAUUUCUUCCAUCAUCAUAGUAUGUGGCACACUGUUUGUGUUCUGGAGGGAGCUUCGGGAUAAUGUCAUUACCCCACGGGACACAACAAUGACCUUCACAUGCUUUGUGUUUUUCGACAUGUUUAAUGCUUUAAGCUCCAGAUCACAGACCAAGUCUGUCUUUGAGAUUGGCUUUUGCAGUAAUAAGAUGUUCUGCUAUGCUGUCCUUGGAUCCAUCAUGGGGCAGUUACUCGUCAUUUAUUUCCCCCCUCUACAAAAAGUCUUUCAAACUGAAAGUCUCAGUAUUCAAGACAUCUUGUUCUUGAUAGGACUUACAUCCUCUGUAUGGGUUGUGUCUGAAAUCAUUAAGAAAGUGGAACGUGGCCAAGAGGGGAAUCAAAAGAGGAAAGGAUCACCAUCUUCUUUGUUUCUUGAUGUAUGAUGCAUAUUGCAUUGUUUAGAACUGCAUAUGAAGGAGUAUGGCUUCAAUUCUAAGGAUUUACAAGAUGGAAUAGCAGUGCCAGGAUGCAGGGUGCUUCUAACAAGUGUAACUUAUGUUUUGGAACCAUUUAAGUAUUGACAUGUUUUCCAAAAGUGACUUACAAAAAGACAAAAAAAAAAAAAAAAUCAUUCUGUGUUUUGGUUUCUGCCUUCUCUCUCUUCACCGAAAUGUAGGUUUGAGGGUUUUGUAAAGUUAAAUUGCUUACUUAUGUAGUUGAAUAUUCUUUUUUAUAUAAAUAUGUACAUAAUUAUAUAAUUCUAUUCCGCUUCAUGGUGGGUUUUUAUUACAAAACUGUUUUUUCUAAUGUUCAGAAUACUGUUGAAGUGAAACGCACAGCACGUGCCAUGCUUGUUAUGAUCAUAUUUAUUUUCUGUAUCAUGCUAUGGACCGGAUUUGAAAUGUUUGAUGUUGCCCUCCAGAAUUAGAGAUGUGCACAGCUAACCACUGUAGUACAAGCUGCUUCACUCUGAUUUUAAGUUCUUACUGUUCCUUUAGUUGGUUACCCACAAGUCACCAUUAUUGCUGCUGGGUAUCCAUGCAACAGGAAUGCUUCUUUUGAAAUGUUCCAAGACUACUGUAAUGAUACUGUUCAGGUUUAAUUGCUAUAAUGUAAUAUUGUUUUAAGAGACUGUGUUGGGUUUAGUCAUUAUUUUUUUUUCUGAUAUUUGCACAGCUCUACUUGUACUAUAUAUCUUGGUUACUGUUUAAUGCUAUUUGUUUAAUCAUAUUGGCUGGUGUCCAUAAAUUUUGAACUUUCUUAUCAAAAGCAUGUAGU